Messenger RNA from Acanthosepion pharaonis, 1251 nucleotides. The record is from the annotation of a GenBank genome assembly. NCBI's taxonomy places the organism in Eukaryota, Metazoa, Mollusca, Cephalopoda, Sepiida, Sepiidae.
AUGGCUGAAAGCGUGCUUCCACAACAGGAAGUUAAAAAUCUGCAAAUUGACGAUUUUCCUUCAGCAGACUCCUCUGUUCCGCAAACACUCUCAACCCAGACAAGCUCGGUGGAUGCAGUUCCAGACAUUGGCGAAAAUUCAAAGGAAGUUGCCCCUUCCCCAAACGCACAAAGGACAACCAAAACCAUGCCCAAGAUCUUUUCUAAAGGAUUAGUCUUUCUUCGGAGCAUGUCUUUCGAGGAGCUACCGUCUCCUUUACAAAAUCGUUUCAAUGUUCUCACAAAGAACUUUCGUAAAAAAGGCCACCAGUUCUUCAGGGUGUCCAUAGUGCGUGCCUACAUACGCUGUAUGGACGACUUUGUUGACACUUCUGGUUCCAUUGUUCGUCGCCUGCAGAGGGUCGUGGAAACUGACAAUCUCUGCCUUUCAUCUUGUCCUUAUUUACAACACUACGUCAACUGCCCCCUGUCCAGUAAAUCCCCAACCUCCGAACCAGAGGAGCAUGAAGAAAUUCUCGUAAAACAAGAGCCAGCAUGUGAGAAAUCUUCGUCUGAAACCGUCUCCGUAGCCGAGCAAGAGAAACCGGACCUUGAGGGUCAGGAGCAGUUUACGACGAUCGCAUUCGUCCAAGAAAGCUCCUUGGAAAAACUCUUCUCUUUCGCCUUCACAUGGCUUGUUCUACAUCCUGUUAACGCUCUGGUCGCCCUCCUAAACUUCCAGCGAUCUCUGACCCAUGACAUUGACGAUUACUUCCAAAUGCAAAGCGGUUAUGUGACUGCCGUCGGUCGCCGAGUCUUAUCACCUCGUCGAGUCAUUCGUUCCAAGGUCCUAAACCGAGCAAAAACCCUGCUCAACGAGGUGCUUCACUUGACUGCCGGAAAUCGUGCCAUCCCCUUCAAGCUGUCUCUCGACCCAAACCUCCGCACACUUCGUGCCCAGCCGGUUCACGAAAAUCGCAAAGCGACCCUCAAACGAAAGAUCUCCCUUGACGAUAUCACCGAAUCUUUCAUGUCUGACGAUGACUUACCCGAUGACGACUAUGAGCCCAGCACAUCUUCACAAUCCUCCUCCGGCGGGAGUGACCAUUCCCAGACAGUAUCUGAAAACGAUCUCUCCGUUCACGAGGAGGACGGCUUUUUGUCGCUGAAAGGCGAAGCGAAAUCCCCUAAGAAAGAGGAGCCGAAUGACCAGGAAAACCAAGGUUCCGCGGUCCCUAAACCUGAAUCACUGGAAGCUGAAAGUCAAUGCUGA